AGGAAACUAAAGUUGUUGAAAAACAAAAAAAAAGGAAAAACAGAAAGAAAUGUUGCAAAGAACUCUUCGUGUGCUUUUCGAUUUUUCGUCCGUUCGUCGUGUCUCCGGCGCUCAAUGCUUUAUUUUAUCUUUCCAAUAAUAAAUUAAUGUAUUUAUUUUUCUUCGGGAUAAUGUAUUAAUAGGAAAUUCCAUUAAACAAUAAACUAACAAACAAUAGUUCUGCAUUUAAAAAAAGAAAACUUGGAUUAUUGGGAUUGUGUGUUAUAGAGUGUAUCUUUGGUUUUUCUUUUAUUUUACCACUCGGGAAGAAGCAAAUGUAAUCAAGGGCGCUUUAUACAUUAAAAAAGAAACAACGAAAACGAAACAGUCGUCUCGUCAAGAGAUAUUCCUUUGGCCAAAAAUCACCUUUCACCCUAAACAAAUGUCGUUUGUCGAUUCGUGCGUGUAUCUGUAGCUGUGCUUUUUAAAUGUUGAGUUCCUCCUGUUCCAUAAAAAGAAAAAGUUUUUAAACAAAUAAUACAAGAAGUUAAUAAUAUGUCUGCAUAAACAUUCAACUUCAAUUUCUUCAUUCUUCAGCGGUCUUAAUUAAAUUAAUUUUUGGUUCCGUUCGGAUUUGAUCUGUAUCUUUUCCGUCUUCAUAUAAAAUUCUAAUUCCUCUUUCUUUUUACCGCUGCUGCUGCGUCUUCUGCUGCUGGAGCGCUGGGCCAAAUUGGUAUUGGUGGAAGGUGGUUGUAAACUCUUGUUGAUAAAACAAGAAGAAAAAUACAGUAAAGAAAAAAGGUAAGGAAGAAAGCCGUAAAAAGUAGAAACGACAUCAACCAUGAAAAAAAAUAUCUGAAGAAGGCUUAAAAAAUGUUGUUUCUUUCAAAAAACCAAAAACGUUCCAACAGCACAAUGAAAAUAAUUUUAUCAGCAUUUAUAAAAAUUCUUUAAUAAUUAAAUCAAAUUCGUGACUAGUACAAUUUUAAUAAUAAAACAAAACCAAAUCAAAGAACAAAUUACAAAUCAGUAAAAUGUUUCUUGAAAUAAAAUUUGCUGAUACAUCGGGACGGUGUUUUUUCAAAUAAAAAUAAAAAUGACGUUUGAAAGAAAUAUAAAAACCAAUUGAAUUUUGGUGUUAAAAUCUAAUUAACAAAAAAAUAAAAAGAGCAUAACAAGUUCUUCUUUAAACUUAUACAUUUUUUUUAGUUUAUGAGUAUUUUGUUCAUGUUUAUGCUUUUUUUUGUAAAAUAAAAACAUCAAAAGUGUUCAAUUAAAAAUAAUACCAUAACUAAAAAACAGAAAAUCAUACACAAACAAUUUGCUGCAUAAAAAAUAGAAAAUGGAAAGCAACGUAAGAUUGCGGAUACUAGUAACCAGUGUUUGUCUAUUGCUAACUAUUCAUUACUUAAAUGCCGAUCAGGUGAUCCUAUUAGACACAACGAGAGAGGCAACAUUAGAAUGGACCAGAUAUCCGUAUGGUCCUCAAGCACAAACACCAGGCUGGGUAGAAGAGUCGUUUACAGAUUUCGUCAAAGGUAUCAACUGGAGAAGCUACGUUGUCUGUGAUGUUGCCUAUCAUAAUGUUAACAAUUGGUUAUGGUCGCCGUUUAUUGAUCGUGGUCCAGCCAACCGCUUAUAUAUAGAAAUUCAAUUUACAAUAAGAGACUGUUCAUUGUUUCCAGGAAAUGCAUUGUCCUGCAAGGAAACAUUUAGUUUGCUUUUUUACGAAUUCGACGCUGCUACAAGGGAGCCUCCACCAUGGCAGCCUGAAAGUUACAAGCUAAUUGCUCGUAUUGCGGCUGGUGAAGGGCGAUUCAAUCAAAAUUCAGAUGUUGACAUCAAUACAGAGGUGAAGAGUAUAGCAGUGACGAAAAAGGGUGUUUAUUUUGCUUUUCGUGAUCAGGGCGCUUGCAUAAGUGUAUUGGCUGUUAAAGUCUAUUACAUAACAUGUCCAAGUGUCACAGAGAAUUUCGCUCAUUUUAAUGAAACUCCAACUGGUCGAGAAAUUACAAUUAUCGAAAAACAAAAUGGUACUUGUGUAAAUAAUGCAGAACCAUAUGAACCACCAACGUACCUGUGUAAAGGGGAUGGCAAGUGGACCAUUCUUACUGGUGGAUGCCGAUGUAAAGUUGGCUUUGAGCCAGAUUACGCCAAUAAGACUUGCAAUGAAUGCUCAGCUGGAACAUUCCGUUCAUUAGAGGUAAGCAAAUGCACACCAUGCCCUCUUAAUUCAAAAUCUUCGAAAAUAGGGGUGGCGUUUUGCCCAUGCCAAACGGGCUAUUAUCGUCACCCCCGAGACGGAAAACAUAUGCCUUGCUAUAAGCCACCAGGCCCACCAACGAAUUUAACACUCUUAUUUGUUGAUCAAACAAGUGCAAUUUUAUCGUGGAACACCCCACAACGGGCCCUCGAUGAACAACUCGACACAAAAUUCCGAAGUGAUAUAGUUUUUAAAGUUAAAUGCGCCUCCUGUUCAUCUAAUGUUGUCCUUAAUCCAUCUACCGAAACAUUCAACGAAACUAAAUUAACACUCACAAAUCUAGAACCAGUUACACCAUAUACAAUUCAAAUUCAUUCCAUGAAUGGUAUAUCCUACGCUGUUAAUCCAGACAACGAUACUUCAGAUGGUGAUAAUGGAACUUCCAAUGCCAGUGAUUCAGUAUCGGAUAAAUCUACGUCGUCGUCUGACGAUGGUUCAACAAAUAUCAAAACAGAGUAUACAGAAAUUGUCUUCACAACUGAGUCUGCCAUAUUGAGUACGGUUUUUAAUGUUCGUAUUGUAUCGAUAACUAGCAAGGAAGCCGAUCUGGUAUGGGACAAGCCAAUCCAUAGUGAUUCACCAAUUGAAUUCUAUGAAGUCAGGUGGUUCCCAAAACCAGAACUCGAUGCUAUAAAUAAGACAGCUCUUAAUACAAAAGAAACCAAAGCUCAUAUUGAAGGACUGCAAGAAAAUGUUGAAUAUGGUUUUCAAGUACGCUGUAAGACUCCAAAUGGAUAUGGAACGUAUAGCAAUAUAGUUUAUGCACAAACUCAUCAAAGUGUUAGUCCAGUUUAUUACGAUUCAAUGCAAAUGCGAAUAGUUGCUGGUGCAACUGUGGCUGUGGUAUUUAUUCUUGUAUUAGUAAUUGUAGCGACAGUUUUAUUCUUGCGAUCCAAAAACCAAGAUGAAUUGGACAAAAAGACCAAUAACCAUUUGCCAUUACCAUUAGAUUACGCCAGCAAUGAAGUUCAUGCCAUGGAUACUACACCAAUUGUUAAGACUAUCCAAUCCAACGUGACUACACCUCUAUUUGGAACAAGUCGAAGUUAUGUGGAUCCACAUACUUAUGAAGAUCCAAACCAAGCAAUACGUGAAUUCGCUCGAGAAAUCGAUGCAAGUUACAUAACUAUCGAGGCUAUUAUCGGCGGCGGUGAAUUCGGAGAUGUAUGCAGGGGUCGUCUCAAAAUACCACCAAACUUCGUUCAAGACAUUGAUGUCGCAAUCAAAACUCUGAAACCAGAAACAUUAAAAGCUGUUUCUCAAACAGGUUCAUCAGAAAAAGCUCGCUGUGACUUCCUAACCGAAGCCUCUAUAAUGGGACAGUUCGAUCAUCCGAACGUAAUAUAUCUUCAAGGUGUUGUCACGCGAUCAAAUCCUGUAAUGAUAAUAACCGAAUAUAUGGAAAACGGCAGCUUGGAUACAUUUCUUCGUGCUAAUGAUGGAAAAUUUCAAACCUUACAACUUAUUGGAAUGCUACGUGGCAUUGCUAGCGGCAUGUCUUACCUGAGUGAUAUGAAUUAUGUGCAUCGUGAUUUAGCGGCACGAAAUGUUCUCGUCAAUGCACAAUUGGUGUGUAAAAUCGCUGACUUUGGUUUGUCACGUGAAAUUGAAAAUGCUAGCGAUGCAUAUACGACAAGAGGAGGUAAAAUUCCGGUCCGCUGGACGGCACCUGAAGCAAUAGCUUUUAGAAAAUUCACGUCAGCUUCUGAUGUAUGGUCAUAUGGAGUAGUUUUGUGGGAAGUCAUGUCGUAUGGUGAACGUCCUUACUGGAAUUGGUCGAAUCAAGAUGUUAUAAAGAGCAUAGAAAAGGGAUACAGGCUUCCAGCACCGAUGGACUGUCCGGAGGCACUCUAUCAGCUAAUGUUAGACUGUUGGCAAAAGCAACGCACGCAUAGACCAACGUUUGCGAGUAUAGUAUCAACUUUAGAUAAUUUAGCGCGCCAGCCACAGGCCCUUCUCACAACAAGAAAUUCACCUGAUAAUGAUGGAACACAUAUCAUCGAUACACAACGUGGUCAUAAUAUAUUUAUAAGUACAGAUUUAUGGCUGGAGAGUAUUAAAAUGUCACGCUACUCCCAGCAUUUUAAAGAAGCUAAUUUAGUGACAGCGCAACAGAUUUCAAGACUUACUGCUCAACAGUUAUCUGAUAUGGGCAUCACCUUAGUAGGACAUCAAAAGAAAAUUUUGCAUCAAGCCAGACAGUUAGACACCAUAAUUUAGCAUUUGUAUUGAAAAUAUAUUUUAUAUGUAUAUAAAUAUAUUUAUAAAUAUAUAUUUAAUUAUACAUAUAUGCAACAAAAUAUAUGUAUAAAUAAAUGUAUAUAUAUAUCUAUAAAUAAUAUAUAUUUAUAUAUUCUAAAUUAAGUAGAUUUAUAUUUAAAGCAACAAAAUGUAUAUAUUUCCAUAUAUUUAACACUUAUUCAAGUAUGUCUUAAUUAUAUAAUAAAUUAUAUGAACUAAGUUAAUUCAAAAUACACAAAAAAUAAUUGAGAGGAAAAAACAAAAAAAUAACGUUUCAAGUAGAUUACAGUAAUUUGAAUCAGGAAUGCAUUUUGUUUUUUUUAUAUACAAAUAAAUAUUUUGUUCAUAUUUUUUUAUUUUCUGUCAGAAUAAAUUUAAGAGAAGCAAAAAACAAAACUUUACGAAAAAAGACGUUAUAUUUAUAGAAAACCAACAACCCAACAAAAGAGAAACAUUUAUAAACUGCAUUCUGUAAUAAAUAUAAAAAUACGGCUGAUUCAUAAAAAGAAAAUUUAAAACUAACAAAUGAAAAUGAAAUAAAACAGAAAAUACCUAUUUUGUGUUUUUAAAGCCUUCCAAUAAAUGAAAAAAAAAUUAAACAUUGUAUAAUAAAAAAUGAUAAUAUAAUAUGAUAUGAUACUCAUAACUGCAGAUAACAGAUCUUGUUUUACCUUAGCAUUUUUUAAAUUAAAAAAAAAUUAAAAUAAUAGUUAAACUA
This is a messenger RNA of Eupeodes corollae, 5201 nucleotides long. It is a transcript of the gene Eph, whose product is annotated as ephrin type-B receptor 1-B. The record is from RefSeq and is a predicted model, not a curated record. Lineage: Eukaryota; Metazoa; Arthropoda; Insecta; Diptera; Syrphidae. Gene Ontology annotation, biological process: cell surface receptor protein tyrosine kinase signaling pathway; protein phosphorylation; axon guidance. Gene Ontology annotation, molecular function: transmembrane-ephrin receptor activity; protein binding; ATP binding. The coding region runs from base 1322 to 4462 and encodes 1046 amino acids. The transcript has 15 exons. Gene Ontology annotation, cellular component: plasma membrane; neuron projection.